Oncorhynchus kisutch (coho salmon) is the source of this 1306-nucleotide messenger RNA. Its product is annotated as polypeptide N-acetylgalactosaminyltransferase 9. The record is from RefSeq and is a predicted model, not a curated record. The coding region runs from base 81 to 935 and encodes 284 amino acids. NCBI's taxonomy places the organism in Eukaryota, Metazoa, Chordata, Actinopteri, Salmoniformes, Salmonidae. The transcript has 6 exons. Gene Ontology annotation, biological process: protein O-linked glycosylation. Gene Ontology annotation, molecular function: polypeptide N-acetylgalactosaminyltransferase activity. Gene Ontology annotation, cellular component: Golgi apparatus.
GACAAUCACAAGGACAGGUGAAACAGAUCAGGGCGUGACAGGGGGCAGGUGCUUUGGCAGCACUCUGGUGCAAUACUCUGAUGACCCCUGCCAUGAUUGGCUGUUCCUUUGUGGUGAACAGAGAAUACUUUAGAGAGAUUGGCCUUCUAGACCCAGGCAUGGAGGUGUAUGGAGGAGAGAACAUUGAGUUGGGCAUGAGGGUAUGGCAGUGCGGAGGGAGUAUGGAGGUUUUACCUUGUGCUCGGGUGGCACACAUUGAACGCACCAAGAAACCCUACAACAACGACAUUGAUUACUAUGCCAAGCGCAAUGCCUUGAGGGCAGCCGAAGUAUGGAUGGAUGACUACAAAUCCCAUGUAUACAUGGCCUGGAAUAUCCCCAUCAAUAACCCUGGGGUUGAUUUUGGAGAUGUUUCUGAGAGAAUCGCCUUGAGGAAGAAAUUACAAUGUCGCAGUUUCCAGUGGUACUUGCAGAAUGUGUAUCCAGAGAUGCGAGUGUACAACGACACCAUCACCUACGGUGAGGUGCGGAACAGCAAGGCCAGUGGCUAUUGCUUAGACCAAGGACCAGAUGAUGACAGCAGUCCAAUUCUCUACCCGUGCCAUGGCAUGACAUCUCAGCUGGCCCGUUACACCUCAGCGGGGCUUCUGCAGCUAGGUCCCCUGGGCUCCACUACGUUCCUGCCCAACACCAAGUGUCUGGUGGAUGAGGGACGAGGGAGGACGCCAAGUCUAAAUAAAUGUGAGGGAAUGUCACGCUCAUCACAGAGGCUUUGGGACUUUACUCAGAAUGGCCCAAUAAUCAGCAGAGACACUGGUCGUUGUUUGGAAGUAGAGAUGUUCAGAGAGGCCAGCUUCGGCCUGCGCCUGGUGGUCCAGAGGUGCUCUGGUCAGAAGUGGACUAUUAGGAACUGGAUCAAACCUCCACGACACUGAGGGUGGUCUCACACUCAAAAGGAGGUACACCAUGUACAGGCCAGCUGAUGUCUACAAAGGGACAUUGGAUCCUUAACUUGUAGCACUUGUACUAUCCUCUUCACAAAGAUUGUGUUCCUUUGGAUUGAGGCUAUAGACUCUGUUGUCUGUCCCUUUAAAGGUCAAGGAAUUUCAAAAGCAUCUUAACACCAACCUUCAACAUCUCAAGCACCUCAAGACCAAGUCAUCACAAAGAAUGGAGGAUACAUAUCCCUACGAAGAACCAUAGAAUGUACCAUAUCCACUACAGAGAUUGUCUAAGACAAUGAGAUUUGUGGUCUGUGAUACUGAAGGAUUUAGUAUAAACGAAGUGGCAUCUCUUCACAAACCUG